CAACCGACCGAAACGAAAGAAAGCAAGCUGAAAGAACGCUAAAAUCUUUAACCUUUUCUUCCCGCUUUCUCCCUCUUUCGUAUCUUCAGGGAGAUUUGCUUCUUCCAUCUUUGUUUCAGUGCUCCUUUUCUUGGGGUUUAUGUGUGUUCUCGAAGCCCCACGUGGGUCUUGUAUGGCGUCUCUUCUUGGAGUUCCCAUGGACGGCGAAGCCCUGGAUUCUGACGGUGAAGCAGAACAAAUCGAUGAAGGGUUUACUUGCUGUAUCUGCUUGGAUCUCCUCUACAAGCCAAUUGUACUUGCAUGUGGCCACAUUGCUUGUUUCUGGUGUGUUCAUAGAGCCAUGAACAGUAUGUCGGGAUCCCAUUGUCCAAUAUGUAGGUGCUUGUAUAAUCAUUUCCCUAGUAUCUGCCAAUUGCUUCAUUUCUUGCUCCUGAAGAUGUACCCCGUUGCCUAUAAAAGAAGGGAAAAACAAGUUCUAGAGGAAGAAAAAACACAGGAUUGCUUCUCACCUCACAUUGAUGAUCAUUUGUCUGGACAAGAAUUAAAUCUCCUUGGGUGUACUGCACAUUCUUCCGCCAUGGGUUCUCAGAUCAUCUUUUCUAUGGACACUUGCUCAGCAGGGAAAAUGAAUUCUUCUGCCACUGCAGUGCCAUCAGAGCUUGAUACAUCAUUUCAUGAUACUUCUAUUAUUAUUCCUAAAGAAGGUUUUGCAGACAAUUUUGAAGCCAGAAGAAAUCUGCCUGUUGAGAAAAAUAAAGAUGACAUUAAUGGUGGAACUUGCAAGAAGAUAUUUGCUGAUGUGAUGUGUCCUUCAUGCAAACAACUUCUCUUUCGACCUGCAGUUCUUAAUUGUGGCCAUGUGAUUUGUGAAUCUUGUAUAGCUAUCGAUGUGGAUGAAACACUUAGGUGCCAAAUUUGUCAAAGUCUGCAUCCAAAUGGAUGUCCAAAAGUAUGUUUGGAGCUUCAUAAUUUUUUAGAGAAACAAUUCAAUGUGGAGUAUGCACUAAGAAGAGAGGCAGUCCAGGACAAACAAGUCCAUUGUCAAAGUGGGAUUCCAUCAACUAGUGAAAGAGAAGCUUGGCCAUCUAAAAUAGACAAGAACUUCUCAUGGUUGGCUGAGUACGGGCCAAAAUUUCAUCUUGGAGUUGGUUGUGAUUCUUGUGGGGUUCUUCCUAUAAUUGGAGACAGAUAUAGAUGCAAAGAUUGUGUGGAGAAAAUAGGUUUUGACUUGUGUGGAGACUGUUACAAUACAAGUUCCAAGCGUCCAGGCCAAUUCAACCAGCAGCACAAACCAGAACACAAGUUUGAACGCAUUAGGUUAAAUUACAGGCUAGAAACUGAACAGUCAGAUGAUGGUUCUGUUGUUCCUGUUCUCUCCAUACAUGCUUCAGAGGAAAGUGAGAAUGCUUCAAAUGCUCCCAAUGAUAAUGCCCCAGAAGUUACAGAUAAUGCUACACGUGUUACUGUAGAUGAUUCUACUGAGGAUCCAGAAGGCACAGGUUCCACCAUCUGAAAUUGUAGCCGUUCUCCUUUCUCCUCGCCAAUCCUAUUGGUGGAAAAGCGGGAUGGCACUUGGAGAUUUUGUGUUGACUACAGAGAACUCAAUAACCGGACUGUCAAGGAUAAAUUCCUUAUUCCCAUUGUGGACGAGUUGUUGGAUGAACUUCAUGGUGCUCAGUAUUUCUCUAAACUAGACCUAAGGUCGGGAUACUUUCAGGUCCAAAUGGCUUCCGAAGACGUUGAGAAGACUGCCUUCAGAACUCAUCAUGGCCACUUUGAGUUUUUAGUUAUGUCGUUCGGUCUCACAAACACCCCAUCCACAUUCCAGUCCUUGAUAAAUGAGGUAUUUCAGUCCCACCUUCGCAAAUUUGUUUUAGUGUUCUUUGACGACAUUUUAGUCUACAGUAAAACUUGGAUAGAACAUGUGCAUCAUCUGAGGAUUGUUUUUGAGCUCCUGUGCCAACACAAACUCUUCCUUAAACGGUCCAAGUGCUCCUUUGGGGAGCGCCAGGUUCUUUACUUGGGUUAUGUCAUUAACGGGCAAGGUGUAACGGUGGACAGUUCCAAAAUUCAAGCAAUCAAGGAAUGGCCCAGGCCCAAAUCCGCCAAGGCCCUCCGCGGUUUCCUCGGUUUGACGGGAUAUUACCGCAAAUUUGUACAAAAUUAUGGCUUGCCGGCUGCCCCAUUAACUAACCUACUGAAGAAGAAUGCCUUUCAUUGGGACGAUGCAGCCGAUGCGGCUUUUGCAAGUUUAAGGGAUGCCCUCUCCACCACUCUAGUUCUGCAAUUACCGAAUUUUGAUCUCGAGUUUAUAGUUGAGUGCGAUGCAUCCGGCAUAGGGACUGGUGCUGUACUACAACAACAAGAGCACCUGAUUGCCUUCUUCAGUCGUAAACUUGCUGAUCAUCAUUUAAAAUUGCCAGCCUAUGAGCACGAAUUGAUCGGGUUAGCUAGAGCAGUCCAACAAUGGCGUCCGUACUUAUGGGGAAGGUCAUUCGUCGUCAAAACUGAUCACUAUAGCCUCAAGUACUUGUUAGAGCAGUGUCUUACCACUUCUCCCCAACAACAUUGGAUUAGCAAGCUGCUUGGGUUUGAUUUUCGGGUCGAUUACAAGGCAGGAUCUUUAAAUCGCGUCGUGGAUGCAUUGUCUAGGCGUGACGAGGACACCAUGCUUCUUUGGGGGAUUUCGCGACCCCGAGUCACCUUAUUAGACGACAUCAAGAAGGUGGUGCUACAAUCAACGGAGUGGACGACCCUUGUUCAGCAAAUUUAGACCGGAACUGUCGACCCCAAUUGGUCCCUUCAAGACGGGCUUGUGAUGUAUAAAGGUCGGGUGCAUCUUCCAGCCGAUUCUCCUCUAAUUCCCUCCAUCAUCUCCGGUAUUCAUAACUCCACCCAUGAAGGCAUUCAAAAGACACUGUAUCGCGUCCAAGCAGAUUUCCAUUGGCAAGGUAUGAAGGCUUCUAUUAGGGACUUUAUCCAAAAUUGCUCUACUUGUCAACAACACAAAUGGGAAAAUCUGCAUCCUGCUGGCCUUCUUCAGCCCCUUUCGAUCCCAGCACAGAUAUGGGCCGAUAUCUCCAUGGAUUUCAUAGAGGGACUACCCAAGGUUGGGGGAAAAUCGGUUCUUUACGUGGUGGUGGACCGCUUCUCUAAGUAUGCCCAUUUCAUUCCUCUGUCACAUCCGUACAGUGCUACUUCUGUCGCCCAUGUCUUUUUCACCCACAUUUUCCGUUUACACAGGUUACUGGAAUCGAUUGUCUGCGACAGGGACCCGGUUUUUACUAGUACCUUUUGGAGGGAAUUGUUUUGGUUACAUGGUACCACUUUAUCUCUUUCUUCCGCUUAUCAUCCUCAAUCAGAUGCUCAAACUGAGGUGGUGAACCAAACGAUCGAAAUGUAUCUUUGUUGUUUUGUUGGGGAUCAACCGCGAUGGUGGGUUGAUUGGCCUCCUUGCCUAGUACUGCUAUAACAUUGCCUAUCAUUCUUCCCUAGGAAUGACACCUUUCCGGGUCGUCUAUGGCCUUGAACCUCCUCGUUUGUUGUCCUAUUAACCUGGUUUUACUCGUUUAGAGGAGAUUGAUCGUUCCCUACAAGAGCGAGAUGCCCUUCUGGUUGAAGUUUCUCUUCGCUUAUAGCAGGCACAACUACGCAUGAAGCAUGCCUAUGACAAGCAUCAUUGGGAAUUGUCAUUUGAACCUGGGCAGUUUGUUUGGUUGAAGCUUCAGCCUUAUCGACAGCGCUCCUUCAGCUGCAGGGCUGCUCCUAAAUUAGCUCCUAAGUUUUAUGGACCUUUCAAGGUUUUACGGCGAAUUGGUACGGUUGCAUACCAGCUGGAACUGCCAGAGCACAGUAGGCUCCAUGAUGUCUUCCACAUUUCCUUGCUCAAGCCGUUUCUGGGUAUCCCUCCUGACAGUGUUCCCCCCUUACCGCCCUUGAAGGACGGCAAACUCAUUCCCCAACCUUGGACUAUUGUUCGCUCCAGAAUUAAUCGAGGUGUUCUUGAAGUCCUGGUGGAAUGGGCCAGCUUACCAUUGGCCGAAGCUACCUGGAUCCCUUUGACUGAGUUUCAAGACACAUUUCCUAGAUUCGAGCUUGAAGACAAGCUCUUAGUCCGGGAGGGGAGUAAUGUUAUGGACGCUUUUAUUGGGAAACAGUAUCGCCGCCGACAGAAGCAGUAAAGGGUGUUUUCAUCUUAUCUAAUUCAGUUCUCAUCUUAUCUAAUUCAGUGUUCUCAUCUUAGUGUUUUCAUCUUAUCUAAUUCAGUGUCUAUCUUAUCUGUUUUCAGUAGUAUAGAUCAGUAGGGAGUCUAUGGAUUAGUAGGGAGUCUUAUCUGUUAUUUGUUCUUAUCUAAAUUCAGUAGUAUAGAUCAGUAGGGAGUCCUCCUAAAAGUGGGAUUCUUAUCUUCUUGUAAUCUCCUAUUUAAAGGAGCUAAUGAUAUUCAAUAAAAGCAUCGAAUUUCUCAGUCAAGACAGAGUAGAGGAGAGUUGGUGAUCUCUUGGACAAUCACCAUUAAGGCGCCAAGAUAGGUACCUCAAGAAAAGGGAGGAACAAGGGGAAACAAGAGGUUUUCCCCGUUGACCGACCUGUGACGAGAUCCUAUUCGCGGGCCCUUAACAUAUUAUGAGAUGAUAGUUUUUACUGCACUUUUUAGUUUGAUAUAAGUGCAUUGAUGAUUGUUGGCGAUGGAGUGAAAGAAUGAAGCUGGAAAUUGUAGUCAUAUGGGUAAUUGGACGCAGAAAUGCCAUCACUUUAAUUAGCAACCUCAGCUUGUUUAAUUUUAUGAUAUUUAGAUGCACUCCCAACUGCCACAUGUCCCAUGUAUACAGUGAGUGACUCAGAGUCACAUAUUGCUUAAAAGUCAUUUACUUGCCCAAAAAAAAAAAAAAUCUUAAAACUCUUUCUUAGGGGAGUGGAUGAGAGGAUAAAAUGAUCAGAGCACUUUGGGGCUAGAAAAUACUUUUUUCUUGUUCCUUUAUAGUUGGGUACUCGGCCCAGUGUGCACAACUGGGCAUGCUUCGUUUCUGUGACCAUAGAAAAAGGAGCAAAUGUAAACAAAACAACAAACUUUCGUAGGAACAGACCUAUGAAAAGAUAAAAGAAACAAUAUUCCCUUGUCUUCUCUAGGCCAAUCAUUCGAAUACGGUGGUUUCCUCUCAUGGGUGUUACCUACUGUUCAUUCUCUGACCUGGGAAAAGGAUAUUGCCUCGAGGCUUUGUUUGGUCUCUAGCACACUGCUACUGUCCAGUCAGCUUCCUUGUUUCCACCAUCUUGAUUUGCUUUUGGCCUUUUCCAUCUCCUAGAAAAGGUUACGACUCCCCAUACACGCAAAUGUUGAUCAACAAGGAAAUGCAAUCGGCAGCAGUGUAUUGAGAGAGUCUGGUAGGAGAAAGUGACUUGAGGAGCAUAUUCCAAUUUUGCCAACACAUACACUGAAAAGUUCCACGAUUUUGAGCGUUCUUUUGGCUGGUUGGUUUAGCUUUCCUGGAUAAGUUCAUGUACAACUACAGGAAUGCGGAAGAAGCCAGCAGUGUGGCUGACUUUGCAUAAUUCAAUGGGUUUGUAUUUUGUAAAGAUAAUGCUAUGGAGAGUUAGACCAUCUGAUUUGAUAUAAUCUUGAUAGUUGAAAGAAAAAAAAAAUCUACUURCACUUACAGCAAUCUACAUAAAUAUCUUCAUGACUUCAUCUCACUUACAGUCAUUUAUAGACAUACAGUUUCAUUAGUAAGGAGGUUGUGAGCUCCUAAUGGCUGAAACUGAA
This is a messenger RNA of Nelumbo nucifera (sacred lotus), 5761 nucleotides long. The record is from RefSeq and is a predicted model, not a curated record. NCBI's taxonomy places the organism in Eukaryota, Viridiplantae, Streptophyta, Magnoliopsida, Proteales, Nelumbonaceae.